Solanum stenotomum is the source of this 776-nucleotide messenger RNA. RefSeq lists its product as uncharacterized. The record is from RefSeq and is a predicted model, not a curated record. The transcript has 2 exons. NCBI's taxonomy places the organism in Eukaryota, Viridiplantae, Streptophyta, Magnoliopsida, Solanales, Solanaceae. The coding region runs from base 11 to 709 and encodes 232 amino acids.
CCGGGACUCGAUGGGUGAUGAAGUUGUCUCUCUGUUCCUCCGCACAUGGAUGCUUUCCUCUGAAAACUUGAAGGCGGUGGUUACAUCUGUCAAGAAUUUUAGGUGGAUCAUGCCCUGGGCUCCUGAACGUUUUCGUGAAGGUGGUCUCAUUGUGGGUAUGGAUAUGUCGUUGUGGUAUAUGUUUGGUAGCAUUCCCCCGACCUCCAUAAUCAUAGGCAUAAUGAUAUUACUCGGUGAUCCAACUGUUAACAAGUGGUUGCUGAUUCCCGACACGAUUCUCAUGCUUUUAGGGGGCAUGGUUACUCAUCCGGCUCUGCUGGCAUCUAUUAUUUAUUGGUAUCGUGACAUGCCAUUCUGUUUAAUUGGUGCCAAGGCCAAAUUUAAGCUCGAGGUCAUUCCUAUGAUAAUUGCAGCAGCCUUUCAUCACCUUUUGGAGUUCAAUUAUGGGUAUUUCUGUCUAAUACUAGGUUUCACGACAUAUUUCUAUACCAUUGCGCACUUCAUGCGCGCAGCGUAUGAUAUUGGAGGAAAAGACGUAUUGUUGGGAUUAGUAAUGCUGGUUCUUGCUUACUUUCUCAAGGGAGGAUUGUUAGUUAGAGGUUUGGGUUUGAGCUUGUGUGUUGUAUUGUGUUUCUAUAGAUAUGUGACAUAUUCUGCUCCUGAAGUACCUGAGCAUGGUAAAAAGGAGUUGGAGCAGUUGCCUUGCUGACUGAGGACCAACCCAUCCAGAAUACGGACCAACGGUACUUCUAUGGCUCUUCUCAUUAUCUUACUUG